Molecule: messenger RNA, 2541 nt
Organism: Lathyrus sativus (Indian pea)
Lineage: Eukaryota; Viridiplantae; Streptophyta; Magnoliopsida; Fabales; Fabaceae
Source: the annotation of a GenBank genome assembly
AUGGAAUCAAAUUCAAAUUGUCUUAGCAUAAAUAUAUGGGAGCGUGUUCAAUGUCUUUCAAGACUAUCAAAGAUCCUGCGCAAUGUUAAAAAGAUUGAGUUGACUGAUUUGAGGAAGAUAAAAUCAGUAUUUGUCCUAUCUAUUGCUCCAAGAAUGUUGUUGGAAGUUUUGAUAAUCAAGAAAUGUGAUCAAUUGAAACACAUAAUAAUAGACACCGGAGAUCAUGAUAGUAUGGGUGCAAAUAACUUUGGCAAUGUCUUCCCAAAAUUAAAAGAGCUCGCUGUUGUUGGUUGCGUGCAAUUAGAGUACAUAUUUGGACACUAUACUAAUGAUCAUCAAAACCAUACUAAAAAGCAUCUUUGUCUUUUGUCAUUGGAGUAUCUCAAUCUUCAUGAUCUACCAAGUUUAGUUUCCAUUUGUUCCAAACAAUAUCAUACAACAUUGCCACUUUUGAAAGAACUUAUACUAUCGGCUGCUAAUAUAAAAUCCAUCGGUGGUUUCAUUCCUCAUUAUUCGAGAUCUGUCAAUUGUACAACCAUGAAGGAAUUGAGUGAGAGCAUGGAGGAUUUGCAUGCUUUGAAAAUACUUGAGUUAACAAACUCCAAUAUAGAAAAUAUAUUUUGUGUCAAUGAAGUAAAUGAACAGAAAAUGAACUUAGGAUUGCAAAAUAUUAAGCUGGAAAGUUUGAAUGUGAUGGUGAGUCCUUUUGCGGGUCCCAAAAAUUUUGUCUCCCUUCUGAAUCUAACGAAGAUAAGAAUUUUUGGAUGUCAAAAAUUGCAAAUAAUUUUCUCUGCUUCUAUUUUGAGAUGUCUACCACAAUUGGAUGAGAUGACGAUAAGUGACUGUGAGGAGUUGAAACAUAUCUUCGAAGAUGAUUUGGAGAAUCAAAAUAUGUCCGAUUCAUCGUCUUCAACAACAUGCUUCCCAAAGCUACAAGUACUUUUUGUAGAAAAGUGCAACAAAUUGAAAUCUGUGUUUCCAGUCGCCAUUUGUAACGAACUUCCUGAGUUAAUGUUUUUAAGCAUAAGUGAAGCAAAAGAGUUAGAGGAAAUAUUUAAAAGUAGUGAAGGUGUGGGAAUUGAGAAAGUCAAGAUUCCAAAUUUGAAACUGGUAGCUACUUUGGGUCUACCGAGCCUCUUCCAGACACAAGAAAUUCAAUUUCAGGCGGUAGAACAUCGUUUUAUAAAGGGUUGUGAUAAACUCUCUUUGACUUCAACGUUAACAUCAACAACACCCUGGUCGCACCUAAGAAAUAUUUUUGAUGUUAUUCUAGAUUUUGAAAGCAGCGAUCAUUUGGAGAACCUAUUUGAAGUUUCAAGUGAAAAAUUCAGAAUAUACCAAGAGAAAGAAAGUUAUGAACGGCACAUGAAAUGGGAAGAAGAGUCCAAAGAUGAGUUGACUUUUCCACAGAUAAAAAUAAAACAAACACAGGAGACAGGCCAAGAAUUUGUUGAAAAUGUUGUUGGUCUAGUGACACCAUCAGUGGCAAUACUACCAACAAAUUCAGAAGCGUCGAUGAAUGAACAAUCAGUGCAUCAACAAUGUCCACUUGAAGAAACUAAUGCUAGUGUCACACAUUCACAGUUGGAAGUUUCAAUGUCUGAAAAAGCUGUAGGAGCAAAGAAUGAGUCAUAUAUACAAUUAGUUGCUCCUAAACAAAAGGCACCACUGAAUGAACAAAUAGUGGAUCAAAAAAGUUCACUUGAAGAAACUUAUGCUACUGUCAGAGCUUCAGAGAUAAAUAAAGAUAUCGAGAUGAGUGUUGAAGGAGGAACUUUAUCAAGCAAUGCUAAGAAAUUAACACCUUCAACUUCUCAGUGUGAAAAACAAUAUUCUCAUGAAUAUGGAAAUGGCCAAACAGCCCCACAAUCUUUUUCAAUUUCUACAAAAGAGCCAUUUGCCCUGGAAUUUGUUGAUCGUGGAGCAAAACUGGAAACAAAUCAGAUUAAAAAUCUAGGGGACACUUCUCAAAUAGUAGAAGAUUUAGGUUAUCCUUUGCUUGUCCGGAGGGAGCUUGAGCAACUAGUCUCCAAGAAGCAUUUGAAUGACGAAAUCUUGUCUCUAUUAACUGAUUUCCUUGUGAAGCAUCCGUCUAAUUUUUUAAUGGAUGCUUUACUGACUAAUAGAUUCAAGGGUUAUGCCUACACCUGCCUUGCAGAUUUGUUGAAAUUCCUCCAAACACAUAGUCUGUUGGAUGUUUUAGGUUCAAGUCAUUCUGAAUUUGUUGACUUAGUACAAGUUGUGCGCAAUUUUCCUUUUAACAAGGAUUGGUUGGAUGGUGUUGAAAAACGCGUUUUGCUUCCUGAUUUUCAAUUCUCUUUAGAUGCGAUGCAAAAACUAUUGGAUUCUAAGAAAAAGGUUAUCAAGGAAGUUGAAGAGACGCGUUUGAAAAUAUAUUUUUUCAAUCAACAUGCAGAAGAUAUUAAGCAUCAGUUGACAUCCUCUUUGAUAUCCUCUGAAGCUGUUUUGGCCAAUAUCAUUCAACAAGAGCAACAACUUUUAGAAACUACGACCGCUCUAAGUGUUCCUCUUGGCUAUUAG